UAAGAAUAUACAACAACAGUAGAACGCUCCUGUUCAGCACAGUUUGUGAGCGCAUGAAGCAAAAGGCGAGAUGAGGACUCUUCGCUGUGUGAACUGUCUUCUCUUUUUCGUCUCAACUGUGCUUUUAGCAGAUGUUCGCAGUGUAGAACAAGGAACAGAUGAGCUGAGACUUCUCGCUAUAACUGUAGCAACGGACGAAACAGAUGGCUAUAAAAGAUUCAUGAGAUCUGCUAAAGUUAACAACAUCGAUGUGAAGGUCCUUGGGAUGGGAGAAGAAUGGCGAGGUGGAGAUGUGAAGAAUUAUCCAGGAGGAGGGCAUAAAAUAAACAUUCUAAAGAAGGAGACAGAACUUUACAAGAAUGACAGUAAUUUAGUUCUUAUGUUUGUGGAUAGUUAUGAUGUCAUUUUACUUGGCAAACCUGAAGAAUUCUUGAAGAAGUUUCUUGACUUUAAAGCUAACAUGGUCUUUUCUGCCGAAGGAUUCUGCUGGCCAGACAGAUGGCUCAAAGACCAAUACCCUGAAGUUAUUCAUGGAAAGAAAUAUCUUUGUUCAGGAGGUUUUAUUGGCUAUGCACCAGUAUUCCACCAGGUUGUAACUGAUCAUGUCAUUGAGGAUGUGGAAGAUGAUCAACUGUAUUAUACCAAGAUAUUUCUGGACAAGCAGAAAAGAGAUCAGUUGAAACUGAGGCUAGAUAAUAAAGCAGAGAUCUUCAUGAAUUUGAAUGGAGCAGAAGAGGAAGUAGAAAUCAAGUUCAGUGAUGACAAGGCAUGGUUGGUGAACAAGGAAUAUGGGACAGAACCACUGGUUGCCCAUGGCAAUGGUCCCAGUAAGUUGUUUCUAAAUUAUCUAGAUAACUACCUGCCUGAUAAAUGGAAUUUCAAGGAUGAAUGUACUGCAUGCUCUGAGGAUAGAAUAUCUUUAGGCAGUCUCAAGGAAGAGGAGUAUCCUAAAAUCCUGAUGGGCCUUUUUGUGGAGAAGCCAACACCUUUUAUACCAGAGUUUCUGAACAGAAUGAUGCAGCUAGAGUAUCCCAAGAAACGCAUUGACCUAUUUAUUCACAAUACAGUUCCAUAUCAUAAGUCACAAAUUGGAGAAUGGCUCACAGACAAGAUCAAAAGGCAGUUCAACUCGAUUACUGUGCUGCAACCUGAAGAUAAGGUGACUGAGUAUCAAGCCAGGAAUCACGCCAUUGAGAUGUGUGAGGAAAAGAAGUGUGACUACCUGUUCACAGUGGAUGGCUCUGUUGUUCUUACUAACAAGAACACACUGAAGAUUCUCAUUGAGCAAAACCGGCCUGUUUUAGCUCCCAUUGUCUCGAGACAUGGCAAGCUAUGGUCAAACUUUUGGGGUGCUCUGGGAAGUGAUGGAUUCUAUGCCAGGUCACGCGACUACCUUGCAAUUGUCCAGAGGCAAAGAAAGGGUGUGUGGAAUUCUGUCUUCAUCUCAAGUGUGUUUUUAAUCAAGAAAGAAGUCUUAAAGAAGAUUCAUGGAAGUUUUGGUCCUUCCCAGCUUGAUCCAGAUAUGGCUAUGAGCAAGUUUUUAAGGGAUAAUGGAAUUUUCAUGUAUGCCACCAACCUACAUGAAUUUGGCCGCUUGUUAGAGACAGAGAACUACCGCACAGAUCAUCUGCACAACGACCUGUGGGAGUUGUUUGACAACAAACUGGACUGGGAAGAGAAAUACAUCCAUCCAAACUAUUCCCAAAACUCAAACCUCAGCAUUUCCAUUGAGGAGCCCUGUCCUGAUGUGUACUGGUUUCCUCUUGUGUCGGAUACGUUUGCCAAGCAUCUCAUUGAGAUUGGCUACGAGAGACAUUGGCUUCACUUUCUCAAGGAAUACAUUGUACCCGUGAAUGGAAGACUUUAUCCAGGGUACAACUCUGAGGCUCGUUCUAUCAUGAACUUUGUGGUAAAAUACGAUCCAAACAGGCAGUAUUAUCUUAGACCGCACCACGACGCUUCUACAUACACAAUCAACAUCGCCCUAACAAGGCCAGGAAAAGACCAUGGGGGCGGGGGAUGCAGAUUUUUGCGCUAUAACUGCCAAGUGACAGAAACCCGUAGAGGCUGGUCGUUUAUGCACCCGGGAAGACUCACUCAUUACCAUGAGGGGCUGCCUGUAACAUGGGGGAAGCGAUAUAUUAUGAUAUCAUUUAUUGACCCUUGAAUAGACGAAAUGAUUCUUUAAUAUCAGAGUUAUAAAUCCUAUUUCAGUAUGAAGUCUAAGACGCCAAAUAACAAAGUUAUUUUUGAGCAAAUUCUAUUUUCUUUCCCCUGAAUGCCUUUUCAAGAGACUAUUUUCAUACCACGAUGUCAAGUGUUUUGUUUUGCAAUUUUUUAGCAAUAAAUGCGCUGUGAAAAGU
This is a messenger RNA of Pocillopora damicornis (cauliflower coral), 2363 nucleotides long. Its product is annotated as multifunctional procollagen lysine hydroxylase and glycosyltransferase LH3. The record is from RefSeq and is a predicted model, not a curated record. Gene Ontology annotation, cellular component: endoplasmic reticulum. NCBI's taxonomy places the organism in Eukaryota, Metazoa, Cnidaria, Anthozoa, Scleractinia, Pocilloporidae. Gene Ontology annotation, biological process: peptidyl-lysine hydroxylation. Gene Ontology annotation, molecular function: procollagen-lysine 5-dioxygenase activity; iron ion binding; L-ascorbic acid binding.